GAGGAUACUGAUUUAAAAGAAGGUCAUUUCAUCAUUCCACCCCAUAUCCUACUUUAUGCAAAAUAAUGGCCCUAACUCUAACUCUAAUCAUGUUUCUUCUCAUUGUUGUUUCACAAACCAUGGUGUACAUGAUCCCAUGUACACUUGGUCUUGCUUUGAUGAAUUCAGAGAGUGAUAAGCUGGCUUUACUUGCUUUGAAGCAAAAGCUUACCAAUGGCAUGCCUGAUGCUCUUCCAUCAUGGAACCAGUCUUUGCAUUUCUGUGAGUGGCAGGGUGUUACAUGCUGUCAACGCCACGUGAGAGUUUCUGUCUUGCACUUGGAAAAUCAAAACUGGGGUGGUACUCUUGGACCAUCCUUGUCAAAUCUAACCUUCCUCAGAAUGCUUAUUCUUUCCAACAUCGACUUGCAUGGUGAAAUUCCCACUCAAGUUGGUCGACUAAAGAGAUUGCAGGUUCUUGACUUGAGCCACAACAAUCUCCAUGGUGAGAUUCCCAUUAAUCUUAAUAACUGCUCUAAUCUUGAGGUAAUUAACUUGUUGUACAAUAAACUCACUGGAAAAGUUCCAUCAUGGUUUGGAAUUGGAUCUAUGGCACGGCUUACUAAGUUGCUUCUUGGUGCUAAUGAUCUAGUUGGAACUAUUCCACCUACCUUGGGGAAUCUUUCAUCCCUCCAAAAUAUCACACUUGCAAGAAAUCAUUUAGAAGGAAGUAUACCUCAUGUUUUGGGUCGGUUAUCAAAUUUGAAAGAGUUGAAUCUUGGUUUAAAUAGUUUGUCAGGAGUAGUCCCUGAUUCUCUCUACAACCUUUCGAAUAUUCAAAUUUUUGUUUUAGGGAAAAACCAGUUAGGUGGUACUCUUCCAUCAAAUAUGCAACUUGCUUUUCCAAAUCUUCGAGUAUUCUUGGUUGGAUGGAACAACUUCAAUGGAACUUUCCCAUAUUCAAUAUCCAACAUCAGCGGAUUACAAGUGUUUGAUAUAUCCUCAAAUGGUUUUAAUGGGCCAAUUCCACCCACUUUGGGAAGCUUAAAUAAACUCAAGAGGUUUAACAUUGCAUAUAAUAGUUUUGGAGGUGGGAGAGCUCAGGAUUUGGACUUCCUUUCCUCAUUAACCAAUUGCACUGAAUUGCACAUACUUAUUUUGGAGAGCAAUGAAUUUGGUGGCGUGUUGCCAGAUCUUAUUGGCAAUUUUUCUAUCCAUCUCACUUGGCUUAGUAUGGGGAUAAAUCAAAUAUCUGGAAUGAUACCUGAAGGAAUUGGACAGCUAAUCAGUUUAACUAACUUCAUUAUGAUAGAUAAUUACCUAGAAGGAACUAUUCCAGAUUCAAUUGGGAAGCUUAAAAAUCUAGUAAGACUUGCCCUGCAAGGAAACAAAUUCUCUGGUAAUAUUCCUAUAGCCAUUGGCAAUCUUACUAUGUUGUCUGAACUUUAUCUGCACACCAAUGAACUUGAAGGAAGGAUUCCAUUAAGCCUCAAAUACUGCACCCGCAUGCAGUCAUUUGGUGUUUCUGACAACAACUUGAGUGGUGAUAUCCCUAAUCGAACAUUUGGCAAUCAAGAAGGUUUGAUAAAUCUUGACUUAUCCAACAACUCUUUCACUGGCUCCAUUCCUUUGGAGUUUGGAAACUUGAAGCACCUAUCCAUAUUAUAUCUAUUCGAAAACAAGUUAUCAGGUGAAAUUCCCCCACAACUUAGUGCAUGUUCUGCAUUAACAGAGCUCGUGCUGGAGAAAAACUUCUUCAGUGGAAGCAUAUCCUCAUUCUUGGGCUCUUUAAUAUCCCUCGAAAUCCUAGACCUUUCUAACAACAACUUCUCAAGCACAAUCCCUGGGGAACUACAAAAUCUGACUUAUUUGAAUACAUUGAACCUGUCUUUUAACCAUCUUUACGGUGAGGUUCCUAUAGGAGGUGUCUUUAGUAAUGUCAAAAAUUUCUCACUCGUUGGAAAUAAGGAUCUCUGUGGAGGGAUACCACAACUGAAGCUCCCAACAUGUUCUAGGUUGCUCUCAAUAAAACACAAGUGGUCUCUUAGAAAGAAACUUAUCCUCAUCAUUGUAAUUGGAGUUGGAGGGGGUUUGGUCAUUUUCAUAAUAUUUAUCAGCAUCUGUUUGUUCAGGAAAAAGCCCCAAACAUUAUCUUCAUCACAGUCUCGGCAAAAUAUGUACAUAAAGGUUUCUUAUGGAGAGCUGCAUGAAGCAACCAAUGGAUUUUGUUCAUCCAAUUUAGUAGGCGCUGGAAGCUUUGGUUCUGUAUACAAAGGAUAUCUUCUCCAUUUUGAAAGACCUGUUGCGGUAAAGGUGUUGAAUCUUGAAACUUGUGGAGCAUCAAAGAGUUUCACAGCUGAAUGCAAGGCUCUGGGAAAGAUCAGACAUCAAAAUGUUGUCAACAUCCUGACUUAUUGUACAGGUAUUGAUCAUAAUGGGGAUGAUUUCAAGGCUAUAGUUUUAGAAUUCAUGCCUGAGGGGAGCCUAGAAAGUUUGCUGCACAGCGACGAAGAGCUUGAGUCUAGAAACUUCAAUCUCAACCUUCAACAGAGGAUAAAUAUUGCUCUUGAUGUUGCUAAUGCAUUGGAUUAUCUUCAUCGUGGUUCUGAGCAAGCUGUUGUUCACUGUGAUAUUAAGCCAAGCAAUGUUCUUCUUGAUGAUGACAUUGUUGCCCACUUGGGAGAUUUUGGGUUAGCAAGGCUUCUUAAUGUAGUCACGGGACAUUCCAGCAGAGAUCAGACUAGUUCGUAUGCAAUUAGAGGAACCAUUGGAUAUGUUCCCCCAGAGUAUGGAGCGGGUGUGCAUGUAUCAGCAAAAGGAGAUAUCUACAGCUACGGAAUUCUUGUGUUGGAGAUGCUGACCGGAAAGAAACCAACGGAUAACAUGUUUGGUGAGGGUCUAAGCCUACACAAAUUCUGUGAGAAUGCAAUUCCAGAUAGAAUUAUAGAGAUAGUAGAUUCACGUUUGCUUGUGUCCAGUGCUGAAGAGGGAACAAGGGUCAUGGAAAGAACCAUUGGGGAGUGUUUGGUGUCCUUUGCUAGGAUUGGAGUUGCAUGUGCCGCAGAAUUGCCCAAUCAGCGAAUGGACAUAAAAGAUGUGAUAGUGGAGUUGCAAGCAAUCAAACGGAAGCUACCUUAAUUUGUUAACAUUUUUGUGUUAACAAAUUAAGGGGUUUGCCUGUAAGGUGAUUAACUCUUGCAUCCAUCACUUGAACUGCUUCGAUUCUACUUAGCCUACUUAGUGAAUAGUGGUCUUUGUUGACUAGUAGUAACCACAUGAACGUAUCUCUUGAGUGAAAGUGAUGAGAAAAUAAUAUUAUCAUAUGCAUAAUGCAUGAGGAAUAAAGAAAAAGGGUGGGAAGAAAAAAGACCUUUUGGGCAAAAAGAAAAUAUUAAUCAUAAGUAGUUUUCUAUGUUUUUCCACCUUCUCUACAGUGUCUUAUUCUAGACAUGGAUUAAAGUUUAGUCUAAAAUAUGUGUUUAAUCCAUUUUUUUUAAACAUAUCCGGUGGCAUGAUUAAUAUUUUUAGGUAUUGAGAUUUAUU
This is a messenger RNA of Cajanus cajan (pigeon pea), 3521 nucleotides long. RefSeq lists its product as uncharacterized. The record is from RefSeq and is a predicted model, not a curated record. Gene Ontology annotation, biological process: protein phosphorylation. NCBI's taxonomy places the organism in Eukaryota, Viridiplantae, Streptophyta, Magnoliopsida, Fabales, Fabaceae. Gene Ontology annotation, molecular function: ATP binding; protein binding; protein kinase activity.